AAGCUAGCGGAAAAAACCCUUGGCCCAAACCAACAUUUAGAAAUUUGGUUCAGCAACAGGCAAGGCCUAAUUGAGUAAUUGUUCCUGUCUUCUCUUCUUCUCUACCUACUUAUAAUUAUCUGGUGUUCACACUUAGUAGCCAUCUCAGGAGAUGGGCAGGACAGGAACAAGGUUGCCAGGUUUCUGUCUAAACAGGAUUAGGCCUCAUGUUAGAGUCCGGUCACCUCCAAUACAAGCCAAGCCUGAUGUGAAUUCUACUAAAACUGAUCAAAAGGAUGAAAUUUGUGGCAAAGUUGAAGAAGAUAAAUCCAGCAAUGGAGAAAAACCUGGGUUGGUAAUUGGAAGGAAAAUCAUGAUCGUGGUUGAUUCCAGCAUUGAAGCCAAGGGAGCUAUUCAAUGGGCACUAUCUCACACUGUCCAGUGCCAGGACACAGUUAUUCUUCUUUACGUGACAAAGUCCUCAAAACAAGUGCCAGUUGCAAGUGAUGAAUCAGACAAGAACAGUGAUCCAAGGACUUGUGAACCAGUUUCCUCCCUGAAAAAUAUGUGCAAGCAGAAGAGACCUGAGGUAGAAGUUGAGGUAGCUGUGGUGCAGGGAACAGAGAAAGGUCCAACAAUAGUGGAAGAGGCCAAAAAACAAGGAGUGUCACUUCUGGUUUUGGGACAGAAAAAAAAGUCCAUGACUUGGCGUCUCAUUAUGAUGUGGGCAGGGAACCGGGUUACUGGUGGAGUUGUCGAGUACUGCAUCCAGAAUGCUAGCUGCAUGGCAGUUGCAGUAAGACGAAAAAGCAAAAAACUUGGAGGUUAUCUUAUCACCACUAAGCGGCACAAGGAUUUCUGGCUCUUGGCUUAAAAUUAAACAGCAUUGUUAUUUUUGUUGGCCUCCAACCCGUUUCAGCAAAGGGGAUUCUAAUCUUACUCCAGAAUAUAUGUGAUUUUUCUAGUGUUACUGUUUGUAAAUAAUACUAGUAAAUUAUAUUGAGAAAAGGAAAAGGGAGUUUGGUGUGUGAAUGAAAAAGUGUGUUGUGUCAUUAUUCAUGUCCCUAAAGAUUAUGGCUAAGGGAAAGACAAUUUGGGUCCCUUGCCCCCCUUUAGGGUCUCUCCCGGACGCUACAGUGGCCUAAAAGAAGCACGUGGUUCAACAACUUUUGUUUUUGUAACUUAUACCAUAGGGUAAAACAGGGCGGGUACUCUCGGAUUGGAUCUUCCUCAAAUGACCAACGUUUGUUGCGGCCGAAACGCUGGAUGGUGAUCAGCUUUGCUGAAGUUGCAACACUUCUCAACUGUACCAUGCAUGGUUGUAAUCACAACAAUUUGGCCUUUGACAUGGCUUCUGCUUGAACCUUGCAACUUUGUCAGUCGGUUUACAAUAGAAAUGCUUUCAAUCUGAUUAAUUGGCAAAAUUUUGUGUCAUAUGGGUUAUCAAAAAAUGUAGUGACUUGAACAUUUGAUGCUGAGGGGUAUAACAUAAAUGCAUUCCUAAUCAUACCCCAAAGUCCAAACAAGAUAGAAUUACAUUGAUUCGCCACAAAAACUGGUGGACAAUCUUUUUAUUGAACUAGUGAGUAGUGACCCAUCAUGCAUGCUUAAACUGCACUUCAAUAUUGCAAUAUACUCACAUAAAUGCAACAGACUCCCAAGCAUUUUUCCUUUAUCUUUUCCUUGAGCAAUGUACAUUGAGUAUGGUCCAUCUAUGGAUGGAAAAUACGGAUGAGUCGACGUUUGUCAGAGCUUUUUGGGGCCUAUGUUCCUCGAGCAUAGGGCAAGCAUAUUAUCUGAGCAAGAUUCCCUCACCAUUUGGGUCCCUGUCUACAACAAGAAAAAGCCCAGAUAACCAUACAAAUCCGGAUGAAGUUAAAAAAAAAAAAAACCAAAAACAAAAACAAAAAAGGAGUUCACGUUUUACACGCGUACAAAAAAGUUGCAAAAUCAUCAUAAUAUUCAUGGGUUUAGAGUGUUUAAUGAGUUAACUUAUCCACAAAAUAAAAAAACUUAUCCACAGAAUAAAAAAGGGGGAAUAUUAAUAUAAAUUAGUAGGCCAUCAUGGGCCGUGGACAUGUGGUAGGGCAAAAAU
Messenger RNA from Durio zibethinus, 2074 nucleotides. RefSeq lists its product as uncharacterized. The record is from RefSeq and is a predicted model, not a curated record. Lineage: Eukaryota; Viridiplantae; Streptophyta; Magnoliopsida; Malvales; Malvaceae.